CUGGAUAAAGACGCUAGAGGACUGGUUAUCGACAGGCUAGAGGUGUACAAUAGUAUAGAGGUACUUGCUCCUAAUAUUGAGCUGGAGGAUGAAGCAUCAAUAAGAGGAUCGAGAAGAAUAGACGGCGACAAGGAUGAAUUCGUGCGAGGCUUCUCACCAGGAGACAAAACGAUAUGUUUAUCACCUGGCAAAAUGGCGCUAGCGUUUUGCGUGUUAGGGAUCAUUUUCCUAUGCGCUAUAGCUGUUGCAUUUGCAUCGUUAGUGCGAGCGAGAAGACGAAUGGUUCGCGAACCAUUGCAUACCUCUCUCUCUUUCUAUACCGGCAGCAAGAGUUUAUUCUCUUCUAGCGAGAGUUCGAGCUCUGGUCUAAGUGGGAGUAAAUUGUUACUAACUGAUAGCCCUUAUUUAGAUCACCAUUCAUCUUCUAGCAAUAACUGGCCAUAUGCAAGAGCAUUUUGAAUUAAUUUAACGUUUCCGAAACAAAAAAUGUGUUUCAAAUUGUUUACUUUGAAACAAAUUCGUUCGAAAACCAAUUCACAUAUGUAGCAAAUUAUAUUUUUUAACAAGUUAAGUAAAAUCUCCAAAUAAUGUUAAAUUUUAGAUU
Molecule: messenger RNA, 604 nt
Organism: Papilio polytes (common Mormon)
Lineage: Eukaryota; Metazoa; Arthropoda; Insecta; Lepidoptera; Papilionidae
Exons: 2
Source: RefSeq, a predicted model, not a curated record